This is a messenger RNA of Microplitis mediator, 2866 nucleotides long. Its product is annotated as DNA-directed primase/polymerase protein-like. The coding region runs from base 240 to 1661 and encodes 473 amino acids. Gene Ontology annotation, cellular component: nucleus; mitochondrial matrix. The record is from RefSeq and is a predicted model, not a curated record. The transcript has 3 exons. NCBI's taxonomy places the organism in Eukaryota, Metazoa, Arthropoda, Insecta, Hymenoptera, Braconidae. Gene Ontology annotation, biological process: replication fork processing; response to UV; mitochondrial DNA replication. Gene Ontology annotation, molecular function: chromatin binding; DNA-directed DNA polymerase activity.
UUUUUAUAGAAUAAAAAAGAACGGGCUUGAACUUGUUUGCUUGUCAGCUGCUCAGUGAACUCCAAAUUUAUUGACUGCAUAUUAAUUUUGGCGCGAUAAUAACCACGUGUUACUCAACUCCAAAACAAUAAACAACAAAAAGUAAAUAAUUAUAAAAAUAAAUAAUUAAAUAACAACAGACUAUUUAUUAGUAAACAGAGUUAAGUAUAAAUGUUUAGAUUGUAAAGCAAUAACUUGAAAUGUCACAAAAAAAUUCAAAGUUAAGUCCGAUACCGGCAACAAAAUUCUACAGCAGUUGCAGUCAAGUGAAAGAAAAAAUAAAAGAUAUUGAAGAUCGUAAUAAGAGUUAUCAUUUAAUUAAUAAUAGUAAUUACAAUUUAACUAAAGAACGAAUGCCCCAGAGUUUAUUAGGACCAACGCAAGACUGGGCUGAAUUUUACCGGCAAGCAGAAGCACUCGAGCUAGCAGAUGCUAAAUCAACAAGUAUUAAUAUUCUACUGACAUUUGUUUACGAACAACCAAAUGGCCACCGUAAAUUUAUUGUUGCACAUCCAGAAGUUUAUUGGUGGUAUUUUAAUCGCGCACUGCCUGAAAGACGUUGCACUUAUGAGGUAAUACCGGAAGGAAAUCCCUGCUGCCUAUACCUAGACCUCGAGUAUCAGAACGACUUGAACCCAAGUAAAAAUGGUCCACACAUGACACAAACUCUGAUCGAAAUAAUAAUCUGUUACUUUCUCAAGCACUGGGGGCUGUCAGUCACUAAAAAAAAUGUUCUUAAUCUCGACUCAACUACACCGACUAAAUUCAGCCGUCAUUUAAUUUUCCGUAUCAAAGACACAGCAUUCACCGACAACAUAAACGCCGGGCGUUUUAUCAAGUCUAUUUGCGGUGAUAUCGAGGAGUACAUCGCAACAGACGGCGUUGCAUUUCACGACGUCCUCAGUUACUUUAAACGUGAGGAUUUAGAAGAAUUGUUUAUCGAAACGGGUAAACGUAAAAAAUUAUUUAUCGACACUGCUGUGUACUCGCGCAAUCGUCACUUUCGUAUUUAUAAAGCAACUAAGUGGGGAAAAUUAUCUCACUUAGUAAGAGCUAAAGACUGUAAAUUCAAACCGAUAAAAGAAAAUCGUGACAAAGAGCUAGAAAUAUUUUUAGAGUCACUGGUUACUUAUUUUACAAACAAAAGUGAUUUGCAUUUGUUGGAAUUCACUGAUGAAAGUGGACCAGAUUUGAUAAAAUAUGAGCGCAGUACGCAAUUUAAAAAUCCAUCGCAACUUACGCGCGAUCAAUAUCAAUCAUCACCUUAUCCUGCUAUUGAUAAAUUUAUUAUGGGAAUUGUCAAGCCUGGAACUAUCAGAGUAUCGAAAUAUUUUGAUGACAGACAGAAAAUUGCCUAUGAAAUAAUUGGCAACAGAUACUGUGCUAAUGUUGGCAGACAACAUAAAAGUAAUAACGUAUACUGGAUUGCUGAUUUAAAAAAUAAAAUUGUUUAUCAGAAAUGUCAUGACCAGGAAGACUGCGCUGAUUUUAAAUCCGAGCCGAUACCAUUUACUGAUGAGUUGUGUUUUAUGCUGGAUGAAGAUGACGAUGAUAUUUUCUUUAGUAUCGACGUAAGUUGCUAUGAUGAUUCAAAUUUGUCGGAUCAUAAUCAUAGCUUGUAAUUAUUUAUGAAAAAUAUUUAUAAUUAAUAAUUUAUGGUACCGAGGGUCGAAUCCUCGCGGGAUAAAAUUUGAGUGAUUUAAAUAUUUUGUAGAAUUUUUUGUAAUGAAAUUUUGAAAAAAUUUCACUCAGUAUUAGAUAAUUAUUAUUAUUGUUAAUAUUAUAAAUUAACUGAAUUUAUAAUUCGAGUUACGGAAAAAAUUGAAUUAUUUUGAAUAUUUAUUUUUUAUAAAUUUUCUUAGAAAGAAAAUUUCUAUUGUUAAUGAAAUUAUUUAAUUAAUGGGUUACAUAUUUUUUGGCAGGCUAAAAAAUGAAAGGAGUAUCGAUGAAAACCAGAUAAAUUUUCUCGAGUAAUUUUAAUUUUUUUUUUGUAAGUAAAGAUUUUUUUUUUUUUUUGGUGUUAAAUAUUUUUAAAAACUUGUAAUAAUUAUUUAAAAAUAUAAAUCAAUAGUCUAAAAAUAUAUGACCCGUAAAAAAAAAUAAAAUGUCUAGAAAUAAUUAUAAAAAAAAAAAGUUUUCUGUUGAAAAAUCAAACAAAUUAUAAUAAUUUGUAAUAAUUACCCGUGUAAAAAAAAAAAAAAAUUCAAAAAAGUUCGAUAGGUGGAACUUCUACACUUGUGACAGAUCAGAAUCUCGAGCGUAACUUUUGUAAUUUUGAAAGUAAAUAAAAAAGUUUGUCUGGACUUAAUAUAUGAAGGAAUUUUGAGUAAAAAAAUGUUUCUAAAAUAUUUUUUACCCUCGUUCCGAAAAAGUUCAUAUUAGAAACCAAUAGACCCAUAAGAAUCCGAAAACUUUGAUUAAAAAUUCCGCAAAUUCAAAAUUUUUAAACGUUUUCGAAUUGAGAGUAAAAUAUUUUUAUAGUAAAAAUAUGUUUUAAAAAUGUUCUUUUUUUUACUCAAAAUUCGCUCAUAUAAAUUCCUCGUUAAAUUUUUUUUUGCUUUCAAAAUUUCAAGUCCAAAAAAAAUUCCACUCGGUUCUAAUCCAUCUUAAGCCUAGAACUUUUUUCUGCCGAAUUUUUUUUUUUUACGCGGGUACUUACUAGGAAAAAAUUCCAAUGGGAAUUAAAAACUUUUCCAUGAAAAUGUUUUUCACAAAAGUCAAGCGGACUUAGAGUUUAACCGUAACAAAAAUUAAUUAAUUAAUUAAUAUAAUUAAAUAUUUUUGUACACUUGAAAUAAAUAAAAUACUAUUUAAUUAAAUAAUUGUC